Penicillium malachiteum is the source of this 1341-nucleotide messenger RNA. RefSeq names its product IQ calmodulin-binding motif protein. The transcript is spliced from 5 exons. Lineage: Eukaryota; Fungi; Ascomycota; Eurotiomycetes; Eurotiales; Aspergillaceae. The record is from RefSeq and is a predicted model, not a curated record. Bases 1 to 1341 code for a protein of 446 amino acids.
AUGGAGGGGACCCUUGAUGACGUCACAGCCUACGUGGGCCUCGAAGACAAGGCUGCGCGCACAAUUCAGCGAAAAAGAGAGUGUACCGUGGCUACCGAACUCGGCGAGAAAUUCAAGGUUGCGGAGUUGCAGCGUCUACAAGAGAGCUCGAGAGAUAAAGCUCAAAAAUCCGAUGAAGAGAGUGGAAUAAGAUUUGACGAAAGCGAUGACAAUGAUACAAGUCCUGCUCGCAAGAACUGGCAACGAGCCGUUAACGUUGCGAUUAGAGCCGGUGGGGAUGAUAAUCGACUGGCAGACUCCAGUACACAACCUGAAGAGAAGCCAUCUAGAAGACUCCAGCCUUUCAGAAAAGGAUCACCAAAGAUGAUAGAUCUACAAUAUUUCUUGGAGAUGGUCGACGCGAAACACCGCCAUGGUAGUAACCUCCGGGCUUAUCAUACCGUGUGGAAGAACUCUCCAUCGAACGAGAACUUCUUCUACUGGCUCGAUCAUGGCGAAGGAAAAGACUUGGACCUUCCGCAUCGUCCGAGACAAAGGCUUGAGAAACAGGAAGUACGAUAUCUGACUCCCGAAGAACGUUGGAACUAUAUGGUCAAGAUAGACGAUGACGGCUUGUUCCGAUGGGCGAAGAAUAAUGACCUUGUGGAGACAGACAGUAAACGCUUCAAGGACAGCCUCCACGGAGUGGUACGGAUCGAUGAUGAGACCCCCACAUUUCAAGGCAACUCAAUCGCCGAAAGUUCUGGAUCUGGAUUUGAAUCUGAGACAUCCUCAGCAUCUUCUCUCUCCCCUGAAACGCCUCCAGAUAGGGAAAGCAAUGGCGAGGCUCAGCUAUCCACACAGGAAGACUAUGAGCUCGAUAAGGCCGUCAAGAAGUUUUCUUAUAUCAAGCCAGAGGCAAUCUAUGAUCACUUUGCCAGCAGCCUCUCUGUAAAAGACGGGAUGUGGAUUUUUGUUGCCGACACAUCAUUUCGAAUUUACAUUGGAAUAAAGGAGCCCGGUGCUUUUCAACAUUCGUCUUUUCUUAGAGGUGGUCGUAUUGCCGCAGCUGGGAUGCUCAAGAUCCGACAUGGUCAGCUAAGAAGCCUGGCUCCACUGAGUGGCCACUAUCGACCCCAUGUUGCCAACUUCCGAGCUUUUCAUCACUCUCUACAAGAGCGAGGAGUCGACCUGUCACGGAUCUCUAUCAGCAAGUCUUAUGCCGUUCUGGCCGGAAUCGAGGGAUACACUUUGACCAAGCGCAAGGUGCAUUCAGUACAAGAGAAGCUCGGGGAGGUAAAACAAAAGCUCCAUCCGGGAUGUCGCAAUGGAAAAGGCUUCAGAAUAACGACUCGACCUUGA